Messenger RNA from Verruconis gallopava, 3300 nucleotides. RefSeq names its product nitrite reductase [NAD(P)H]. NCBI's taxonomy places the organism in Eukaryota, Fungi, Ascomycota, Dothideomycetes, Venturiales, Sympoventuriaceae. The transcript is spliced from 2 exons. The coding region runs from base 1 to 3300 and encodes 1099 amino acids. Gene Ontology annotation, molecular function: nitrite reductase [NAD(P)H] activity; 2 iron, 2 sulfur cluster binding; heme binding. The record is from RefSeq and is a predicted model, not a curated record.
AUGGGCGACCAUGUGGACCCGCCGGAGAAGGGUGGGCGCAAGAGGCUUGUGGUCGUUGGCUUAGGCAUGGUCGGUGUUGCGUUCAUCGAGAAAGUCUUAAAAUUGGAUGUCAAGAGACGAGAGUACGACAUAGUCGUUAUCGGAGAAGAACCCCACUUGGCUUACAAUCGUGUGGGUUUAACAAGUUUCUUUCAACAUCGUAAAGUCGAAGACCUCUAUCUCAACCCCAAAGAAUGGUAUCACAGCAUGCCAGAUGGUUCGCUCAGUUACCAUCUCAACACCCUGGUGACAGAGAUCGAUUCCAAAUCCAAAAUUCUGAAAACAGCUAGAGGUCAAACAAUAGCAUACGACAUACUCGUCCUAGCGACGGGCUCAGAUGCCUUGCUCCCCAAACACACUCCAGGUCAUGAUGCCAAGGGCGUCUUUGUUUACAGAACGAUUGAUGACCUGCAGAGGCUUAUCGAGUUUGCAAGUAGUAAACAGGGCACAAUAGGAGCCGUGGUUGGCGGAGGCCUGCUAGGUCUUGAAGCGGCCAAGGCAAUGAUGGAUUUGGAGAAAUUUGACAAGGUCAAGCUCAUUGAGAGAAACAGAUGGGUUCUUUCACGACAGCUUGAUGGCGAUGCGGGCGCAAUGGUUGUGGAGCAAGUUCGUGCACUGGGCCUAGACGUGAUGCUGAGCAAGAGAGUCGGCAAGAUCACCACAGACGACGACAAUAACGUGACUGGCGUGGUCUUUGAGGACGGAGAGAAAAUGAACUGUACCUGCAUUUGCUUUGCUAUUGGCAUUCGUGCGCGAGAUGAGUUGGCUCGCAAGGCCGGACUUAAAUGUGCUGAAAGAGGCGGCGGAAUCAUCGUGGACUCGGGCUUAAAAACUUCAGUGCCAGACAUCUAUGCAAUUGGGGAAUGUGCCAGCUGGGAAGGUCAAACAUUUGGCCUAAUCGCACCUGGAGUAGAGAUGGCUGACGUUCUUGCGUUCAAUCUUACCCAGGCCAAGUCACAUACUCCAAGAACGUUUAAACGACCGGACUUGAGCACAAAACUCAAGUUGCUAGGUGUUGAAGUCGCCAGCUUUGGAGAUUUCUUUGCUGAUAGGGACGGGCCAAAGCACCUCCCGAGACGAAGAGCAGAGGGCAAGCGGGAAGGUGUUGUUGAGGCAAAAGACCGUGUCAGGGCCCUCACCGAAGGGCCUCCACCUCCCGCUGUCAAGGCUUUGACGUAUAAGGACCCUUUCACCAAUGUCUACAAGAAGUACCUUUUCACUCUUGAUGGCAAAUACUUGCUUGGAGGUAUGAUGAUUGGUGAUACUAGUGACUACAUCAAACUAGUGCCUCUCGUCAAGAACCAGAAGCCACUGGAAAUACCACCGAGUGAGCUGAUUGUGGGUGCAAAGAAGGCAGGCGAUGACGACGGAAGCGAUCUUGCAGACGAUACCCAGAUUUGUUCGUGUCACAACGUUACAAAAGGUGAUAUUGUCAAGUCUGUCAAAGACGGCACUUGCAAAAGCUUGGGUGAUGUCAAGGCAUGUACUAAGGCUGGAACCGGAUGCGCUGGUUGUGUGCCUCUUGUUCAAAGUAUCUUCAAUUCGACCAUGGCGUCGAUGGGUCAGGAAGUCAAAAACCACUUGUGCCCUCACUUCGAGUACUCGCGAGCGGAUCUGUACAACAUCAUACAUGUCAAAAAGCUGCAAACCUUCCCAGAGGUCAUGAAAGCAGCUGGCAAAGAGCCAGACUCAGUUGGAUGCGAAGUCUGCAAGCCUGCAAUCGCUUCUAUCACAGCGUCUUUGUUCAACAAGCACAUUGUUGAUGCACCUCGUCGUGGUCUGCAAGACACAAACGAUAAGUUCCUGGGGAACAUCCAGCGCAAUGGGACCUAUUCCGUCGUGCCUCGCAUUCCUGGUGGUGAAAUCACAGCGGAUAAGCUUCUCGUUAUUGGCAAUGUGGCGAAGAAAUACAACUUGUACGUUAAAAUUACUGGCGGCCAACGAAUCGACAUGUUCGGCGCAAGAAAGCAAGAUCUCGUUGCAAUCUGGACCGACCUUGUCGAGGGUGGCUUGGAGAGCGGCCAUGCUUACGCUAAGUCAUUACGUACUGUCAAAAGCUGUGUUGGAACCACAUGGUGCAGAUUUGGCGUUGGUGACAGUGUUGGCAUGGCCAUUCGGCUAGAGGAACGCUACAAGAGUAUCAGAGCACCGCAUAAGAUCAAAGGUGGUGUUUCUGGAUGUGUGCGAGAGUGCGCCGAAGCACAGAACAAAGACUUCGGUCUCAUUGCCACUGAGAAAGGGUUCAACAUAUUCGUUGGUGGCAACGGCGGAGCAAAUCCAAAACAUUCCGAGCUCCUUGCAAAGGACGUACCGCCAGAUGAUGUUGUUCCUAUCCUGGACAGAUAUCUUGCAUUCUACAUCCGUACAGCAGAUAAGCUGCAACGAACAGCAAGAUGGAUCGAGAACCUGCCAGGUGGUAUCGAAUAUCUGAAAGAAGUCAUUUUGGAAGAUAAACUUGGAAUCUGUGCCGACUUAGAGCAACAGAUGGAAGAGCUUGUCCAGUCAUACUUCUGUGAAUGGACAGAGGUUGUUAAGGAUCCUGAACGGAGAAAAGGUUUCAUCCAAUUCGCUAAUACGGAAGAGAACAUUGUCGACACUAUCGAGCCCAUUGUUGAGCGAGAACAGACACGGCCUGCAUACUGGCCGAAGGAAUCUGUCAAAGAAGACUUCAGAGGCACCAAAUGGAGUCAGCUCACCUGGCAACCGAUUGUUAAGGCCGAGAUGUUCAAGGAUGUUCCGACAGGUGACAGCCAGGCGAUUAAGCGCGGUGAUACACAGCUUGCGAUCUUCAAGGUCAAAGGCAAGUACUAUUGCACCCAGCAGAUGUGUCCUCAUAAGCGAGCGUUUGUCCUAUCGGAUGGUCUAAUUGGCGACGACAUCAAAAACAACAAGCUUUGGGUGUCGUGCCCCUAUCACAAACGAAACUUUGAGCUCGCGGGGGAAAAUGCAGGUAAAUGUGCCAACGACGCUGAAGUGAAUAUCGCGACUUUCCCUGUGGAAGAGCGCGAAGACGGUUGGGUUUAUGUCAAAUUGCCACCUGUUGAAGAGCUUGAUUCCGUACUUGGGACAAGCAAGUGGCGAAUCAAAAAAGAGGAGUCUGGACCGGAUCCAUUUGAAAAGCUUGAUUCCAAACUGAAAAAUAUGAAAGGCAGAAAGAGCGUCAACGCCAGCCAUCUGAACAGCAAAGGUACUGCCGGGAUAGCGAAUGGUGUACUUGCAGGUCAGGGCGUGGGUGUGAAGAUCAAUGGCAUGGAAUGGUGA